AUGGCGGGGGGCCGGCUGCCCGCCCGCCUGCUGGCCGCCGCCUGCCUCGCGCUGAGCCUGGCGCCGGGGGCGGCGGGCCCGCCGGCGCCGCGGGAGAGCGCCGGCUUCUCGCGGCUGCAGCGGAAGAGCCUGGCCGUGGACUUCGUGGUGCCCUCGCUGUUCCGGACCUACGUGCGGGAGCUGGUGCUGGGGCCGCCGGGGCGAGCCGCGGCGCGGUGCCGCCUGCGCCUGGACUGCGCGCCGCUGCUGCGCGCCGCCCGCGGGGGGCUGCCGCGGGCCGCGCCGCCCGCCCGCCCCGGCGGCCCCGCCACGGCGCUGCCCGGCGGCCCGGCGCGGAGGCUGCGCCGCGCCAAGCAGCUGGUGCUGGAGCUGGGCGAGGGCAGCCUGCGGGACGGCUGCGCCGCCGAGCCGCCGGCGGGCCCCGGCGGGCCGGGCGGCGCGGCGCAGCUGGAGUUCAACCUCACCGAGCUCUUCUCCGGGUGGCUGCGCGCCGGUGAGGGCCGGCUACGGGUACGCCUGAUGCCCGAGCGGCGGGCCGCCCUGCUGGGCAGGGAGCGCGGGCUCUCGGCGGCCAUCCGCGCCGCCCGGCCCCGGCUCCUCUUCCACGUCUCGGCGGCAGGUUUGAGCACUUCAGAUCUCCCAACAAGCAGCCCUCCUCUUCUUCCUGAUUUCUGUGCUUGGAACUUGACUUGGAUCAUGAAAGAUACAUCCCCUUUCUUCCCUCAUCGAGGACGACACAUAUUUGAUUGCAAUUUUGAAUCUCCUUGUGAGCUGGAAUAUUCCCUUUCCUCAAAAGAUCAGGAAAACCACAACAGGGCCUGGCUUAGAGUGAAUGCAGAAGAGAUUUCACAGCUAAACAUCCCAGAAGGACCAGAAAGAGAUCACUCUGAGGAUACACCAAAAGGUUUGUUCCUGUUCCUCAAUGCAUCCGAUGGCCCAAGCCCAGUCAUCCUGAGCCCAUGGCUGAGAAGCAGCAGUGACCAAUGCACAGUUCAAGUGGCUGUUUAUAAGUAUUUCCAGCAAAGUGGAGAAUAUAUUGCUCAGGUCCUUCCCAUUGAUGAAAGCACCAGUGAAAUCCUAUCAGCACCAAGUCCAGAGAAACGUGGAUGGGUAUUGCUUCAAAGGAGAGUUGGACAUCAAGAGAAACCGUUUCGGAUCUCACUGGAAUAUGUUGCUAAUGGGAACAAGAGUGUAGCAGCUGUCGAUUCCUUUGCAAUGAAGAACUGCAGUACAGGAUCUGCUUCUGGCUCCAAAAUGGCUCUGGAGGGUUCUUUCAGCUGCUGGAAUGGAACAGUGAUCCGGCUGGGGCAGGCGUGUGACUUCAUCAGGGACUGUGCCAAGGGAGAAGAUGAGGGAGAUAUGUGCAAAAAACUUCCUUCUGGCUUUUACUGUUCAUUUGAAGAAGGGGACUGUGGCUGGAUGCAAGUCUCCUCUGCGUCCCAUGCUUCUCCAUGGCGGAUUGGAAGCUCAGAAUACAACCAUUUUCCUUCACUAGAAGGUUGUGCACUCCUCCUGAACACUAGCAAAGCACCAACAGCAGAAAACAAUGUAAUGACCAGCCCUGCAUUUCCAGCUCCAUUGAGAAACUCCCCCUGUGAGCUACGCUUGUCAUGGCUCAUCCAUGGUGUCUUGCUGGGAAAUAUAUCCUUCGUGCUCGUCGAGAACAAGACAGAGAAGGAACAGAGCAGGACGUUCUGGCAUUCAGCUAACAGGGAAGGUUUGGGAAUAUGGCAGUGGAUGGUCUUCUCUCUCCCAGGUGUAUUGGAUAGGUUUUGGUUUCAGAUCAUCGCUUCAUGGGAAGAAGGAUCUGAUGCCAUUAUUGCUUUUGACAAUAUUUCUCUUAGUCUGGACUGUUAUUUAACAAUCAGUGGAGAGAAGUCAUCUCAAGGUGUCACUCCAGACUCAAGCAAUUUCCUCACCAGUAGAAGUGGCCAGAAGAAGUUUGGAUGGGAACAAAAGCUUCUGGAAAAUCUUCAGCUCAGCACCGCCCCCGUUUCUGGUCCAGCAGAUCACUGGUUAUUCACAACAUGUGGUGCCAGUGGACCCUAUGGGCCCACACAGAGCCAAUGCAACGAUGCCUACAGGAACUCCAACCUCAGUGUGAUCGUAGGUGCUGAGGGGAUUCUCCAAGGCAUUCAGAUCUGGAGAGUACCAGCAACUAACACUUACAGCAUCUCAGGCUAUGGAGCUGCUGGUGGGAAAGGAGGAAAGAACACCAUGGUGAGGUCCCAUGGCGUGUCUGUAUUGGGAAUUUUUGACCUCCAGAAGGAUGAUACUCUGUAUAUCCUGGUGGGACAGCAAGGCGAAGAUGCUUGUCCUAGUACUAAUGACAUUAUACAGAAAGUCUGCAUUGGAGAGAACAAUGUGAUUGAAGAAGAGAUACGUGUGAACAGAAGUGUUAAUGAAUGGGCAGGAGGAGGUGGAGGUGGGGGAGGCGCAACUUACAUAUUUAAGAUGGAGAAUGGAGAACCAGUCCCCUUGAUAAUAGCAGCAGGAGGUGGUGGCAGGGCCUACAGGGCCAAAACAGACACAUUUCAUCCAGAAAGGCUGGAGAAUGAUUCCUCUAUUCCAGGGCUGAAUGGAAAUUCAGGAGCUGCAGGUGGUGGAGGUGGCUGGAAUGAUAACACUUCCUUCCUGUGGUCAGGAAAAUCCUUGCUGGAAGGCGCUACUGGAGGAAGAUCCUGCCCCCAGGCCAUGAAGAAGUGGGGGUGGGAGACAAGAGGGGGUUUCGGAGGGGGUGGAGGGGGGUGCUCCUCAGGUGGAGGAGGCGGAGGAUAUAUAGGUGGCAAUGCUGCAGUGGAAAAUGACCCAGAGAUGGAUGGGGAGGAUGGUGUGUCCUUUAUUAAUCCGAUUGGUACUUUAUACACUCCAGCACUUAAAGUGACAGAGGGGCACGGAGAGGUGGAUAUUAGGCUGCACCUCAACUGCAGUCACUGUGAGAUGGACGAGUGCCGUGUUGAUCUUGAGACUCAAAAAGUCAUUUGCUUUUGUGAGCCAGGCACAAACUUGGCUGAGGAUGGCGUGUCUUGCAUAGCUGAGCCAGUGGUUCAUCUCCCUCUCUCCUUGGUCUUGUCUGUAGUGACUUCAGCAUUGGUUGCUGCCUUAAUUUUGGCUUUUUCAGGAAUCAUGAUAGUGUAUCGUCGGAAACACCAAGAGCUGCAAGCCAUGCAGAUGGAGUUACAGAGUCCAGAAUAUAAACUGAGCAAGCUGCGUACCUCCACUAUUAUGACAGACUACAAUCCUAACUACUGCUUUGCAGGAAAAACCACAUCCAUUAGUGACCUCAAAGAGGUGCCUCGCAAAAACAUCUCCCUCAUCCGGGGUUUGGGCCACGGAGCCUUUGGUGAGGUAUAUGAAGGUCAGGUGGCAGGGAUCCCCAGCGACCCCACUCCCUUGCAGGUGGCUGUGAAAACAUUGCCAGAAGUGUGUUCGGAGCAAGAUGAACUGGACUUCCUGAUGGAAGCUCUUAUUAUUAGCAAGUUCAACCACCAGAAUAUUGUACGCUGUAUUGGGGUGAGCUUGCAGGCGUUGCCCCGUUUCAUCCUGCUAGAGCUCAUGGCUGGAGGUGAUCUGAAAUCAUUUCUGAGAGAGACGCGGCCUAGACCGAACCAGCCCUCUUCCCUUUGCAUGCUGGACUUGCUCCACGUGGCUCGUGACAUUGCUUGUGGUUGUCAGUACUUGGAAGAGAACCAUUUCAUUCACAGGGAUAUUGCUGCCAGGAACUGUCUCCUUACCUGUCGAGGGCCUGGGAGAGUGGCUAAAAUUGGAGACUUUGGAAUGGCCCGAGAUAUAUACAGAGCCAGCUAUUAUCGGAAGGGUGGGUGUGCAAUGUUGCCCGUCAAAUGGAUGCCUCCUGAGGCUUUCAUGGAGGGGAUAUUUACAUCAAAAACAGACACAUGGUCCUUUGGUGUGUUGCUGUGGGAGAUAUUCUCUUUGGGAUAUAUGCCCUACCCUAGCAAAAGUAACCAGGAGGUUCUGGAGUUCGUAACCAAUGGAGGAAGAAUGGAUCCACCUAAAAACUGCCCUGGCCCUGUUUACCGCAUUAUGACCCAGUGUUGGCAGCACCAGCCUGAAGACAGGCCAAACUUUGCCAUAAUCCUGGAGAGGAUUGAGUACUGCACUCAGGAUCCGGAUGUCAUCAACACUGCUUUGCCAGUGGAAUAUGGCCCAUCAAUUGAGGAGGAGGAGAAAGUAGCGAUGCGCCCGGAAGAUCCAGAAGGGAUUCCUCCUCUCUUGGCUUCUGCACACCAAGACAAAAAGGAUGACAAGCGAGCUCUGCCAUCUCCACCCCCACUGCCAUCAGCCAUCACUACUGGAAAACCUCCAGGGAAAGUGGGAGCCUUGGAACCACCAGUCCCUGGGAAGGUGCAGUCAGCCUCAGCAGGCGGACAUAUCAACAUGGCCUACAGCCAGUCCAAUCCCCCUUCUGAGCUGCACAAAGGCCGAGGCUCCAGAAACAAGCCAACCAACCUCUGGAAUCCGACAUACGGUUCCUGGUUUGCAGAGAAGCAGGCCAGCAAAAACACUUCUCUGCAGGAGAAAGAGAUGUCUGAGAGGGAGAAUUUGGGGCACGAAGGAAACUGUACUGUAGGGCCCAACAUUGUGACUGGUAGGCUACCAGGCUCCUCCCUGCUAUUAGAGCCAUCUUCCCUAACAGCAAGUGUUAAAGAAGUGCCUCUCUUUAGGCUUCGCCACUUCCCUUGUGGGAAUGUCAACUAUGGAUACCAACAGCAGGGCUUACCCUUGGAAGCCUCCACACCACCUUGCGCUAGCAGUUAUGAGGAUCCCAUCCUCAGAAACAAGAACCACGUAACCCACCAGGGGCCUUGAGAGCCCUCUGUCCUCUUGACUUUUACCCAUGUGGCCCCUAAGCCUUGAAGAGAUGUCCUGUUACCAAUACACCAUGAGCAAGGGAUCUGACAGUGUUACCUUCCAUUAUGUGCCAACUUGCUCCAAAGUGCCACCCUUGAAGCUGUAAUUUCAAAUAACCCAAGAGGCUUCCAAUCACCAGAGCCCCAAUACAAAAAAAGGAAGAAAAAAAAAAAAGAAAAAGACAAAUGAAAGAAAAAGAAACAACAUGGGAGGGAGGAUACAGGAAACACAUUAACUGCAAGGCCCAGCUUCCUGUUGCAUCAACUCAUACGCAUGAUCGUUGUCAUGCCCUUCCUGUGAACUUUUCUGAAUUGUGCGUUCUCCGCUUAAGUGUAAAGCCACUCACUGCCUUGCCUGUUUCAUGUCUGGGGUUUUCCAUGCCAAACUUGUGGUUGCUGUGGAACACUUAGAAAUCUCCUGCAAGUGGCAGAGCUUUGUAGUGGGUUUAGGGAAAGCAUCAUUCAUCCAAACCAAAAAAGGAUCCAACCUCAAAUGGAGACACAAUAGCACAUUCCCAGCUUGCGUUCCAGCUAGUCUAGUCUUCAAAAGUCCUUGAAUGCACAGUGGCUUUGGUGUCAUUGGCAGGGCAGUAGAAAGAUGCCGCUCAUACUGCAUCACUUGAAAGAGAGACUGGACAGGAAGCAUAAAGGAUUGGUAUGGAUGCUGAGGCAUUUUGAUUUGAGUUUUUGCUUUGGGGUUUUGUCAUCCCCCCCCCCCGCCAGCCAUGUCCAGCACUGAAACUGUGUAGAUCCCUUUAAAAUUCCUUCUGGCCUACAAAAGUAGGAAUGUCUUUCAACAGGAACUUGUGACUGUUAAGUGGAACCAAAGUAGAAUUGUAAAGGACCAUGGUCAUGAGAGAAGCGGUCACAGUGCCCUGAAAAUGGACAGCCCACCUGCAUAGCUCAGAGGUUUAAAAUAGCCAUUGAUAUGCCCUGUACCAGCAAGAACAUAAAGGCAGAAAAAUGACAUUGUGCCACAAUCAGGAUGCCAGAUACUGUGUGUAUUUGAGGGGUUUAUAGCCCUUGUUUCUUUAACAAAAUACGUGUAUGAUAGUGGUUUAAAGAAAAAAAAACGCUGCAUUGACUCAUUUUGUACACAUCAUGCAUGAAAAAUAUUCCAGUAAGUGUAUUGUCAAAACAUAGAUGUAGGAAAUAAUUCCUGUGUAAAGAUAUGCAUUAGUAACCUCACUGUAGGGUUACAAGGAGCUGUUUUAGCAUUAAUGCUGUCUGAAGAAAGGGGUGCCUAUUUCCAUAGAAUGGGUCUGCUAGAGCAUCAGCAAAGGAGUAUGAAGAUCAGUCCAAGACUCUUCAUUUCAGUGAAGUGAUUCUGAAUGUGGCCCUGGAUCCAGAUAUUGAGAGUGGUAAAGCAGGAAGCAGUACAAUCUACGGUAUGAAAAGCACAAAUGGGAAAAUCUUGUGCUACCGCUCUCAGACUCUGAAAAUGGCUUAUUUCCAUGUGGAUGUUACCUGUUUCUUUAGAUGUCAGGUAUGUUUUUCUGAUUCUACGCUGAUUUGUAAGCUGCUGAAGGUAAAAUAGGCUGGAAUGCCUGUUUAUCUACCUUUCCAGCUGUCCGUUCACCGUCUUCAUUUUUGCUACUGAACCUUGUUUCUCCAUCGCGUGCCCUGGAGGUAUGAAGCGAGGCAAGAAGUUUGGGUGGUUCUGCUUCCUCCUGGAGUGCUGGAAGGAAUGGGGGCUGGAAGGGGCUCUGCUGUGGGGGGGGGGGUGGAGGGGCAGGCACAGGUUAAAAGCGUGAGGGCAGCAGCCCCUGGGCCAAGUCUUUCCCUGUGGCAUGGUAUCACUGGCCCACUAGUGUCCCUCCCCCUGCAUGGUGAAAGGCGGCAGGCUGAGUGUGAGAGCAGCUGCGGCAGUGGAUACAGUUGGUUAUACAGUGCAUGAUACAAGAGGUCUGAAAUAGGCUAUGGAGGAUUUAACUUUAUAUGUCUGCUCCUGUUAGUAAGCCUAGCAUCUUGGCAACAAGAACCUUGACAUAGGCAUAGCAUAGAAUAUAGCCUUUCACAGCUGCAAAGCCAUCACAAAUUGCCCCAAACUUAAACCCAUCAGAGGGAAAUGUCUAAAUUGUCUGCAUCUGGCUUCUUUCAGUAACAAAGCUUCAUUAGGAAUGUCUGUCUCAUGUACAGCAGCUUAUGCAACAUUGUCUGUAAAGGAAGGGCCUGUGCACUUCAGGGAUACUAUGAAGAAAAAUACUAAUAUAUGGUCAUUGAGUAUUUUGUAUUGAAUAGUGUAUUUGUAUUGUAAACAAGUGUAGUGAACCAAAAGGCAUGAAGAUAAAUAAAAUGACUGUU
Messenger RNA from Dromaius novaehollandiae (emu), 7175 nucleotides. RefSeq names its product ALK receptor tyrosine kinase (gene ALK). Gene Ontology annotation, biological process: positive regulation of kinase activity; cell surface receptor protein tyrosine kinase signaling pathway; regulation of neuron differentiation. The record is from RefSeq and is a predicted model, not a curated record. The transcript is spliced from 30 exons. The coding region runs from base 1 to 4830 and encodes 1609 amino acids. Gene Ontology annotation, molecular function: transmembrane receptor protein tyrosine kinase activity; protein binding; ATP binding. Gene Ontology annotation, cellular component: signaling receptor complex; plasma membrane. Lineage: Eukaryota; Metazoa; Chordata; Aves; Casuariiformes; Dromaiidae.